UAUCCUUAUGAAGGAUCAGAAAAAGUUUUGCAAAGAAGGAUACAUCUGAGAAAGGGACUGGACCCUCUUCGUGUGGCUUUGCCUAUAGAUACAUAUCAUAUAUAUAUAUAUAUAUAUAUAUACAUACUUUGACAAGAAAGCUUUGAUCUUUUUCACUGCCUUUGCUUGCCUUUGCGCGUCUCUCUCUCUGUCUUUGGUGGGUUUUGUUUUGCUACUCCAUAUUGGUCUUCCUCUUAGGAAAUCCCUCGAAGGAAAAAUUAAGGUAGAGAAAAAAAAAAAAGAAAAAAAAGAAAAAGAAAAGUUGCCUAAAGUUUCCACCAGGUCAAGUCCUCUGUUUUUUUUCGUUUUAUGUUAUUUUCCUUUGUGCUUGAUGGUUGAAUUUCGGCUUCUUGUUGUUGAAGAACAAACAUGAUCAGAUUAAUGGUCUGAAAUUCUGGUCUUGCAUGGCGAGCCACAGAGUUGGAGAGACUGGUUUGUCAGACUCAGGACCUUCGAAUCACCAUAUGCCAUAUGCAGUUUUCCAUGGGAUUAACAAUCCUGCUUCAACAAGCUUCAUUAAUCAAGAAGGAUCGGCUUUUGAUUUUGGAGAGCUGGAACAAGCAAUCGGUCUGCAAGGAGUGAAGAUUGGAAAUGAUGAAGCUAAAGCACCUUUUUUCACAGCCAGGCCUGCAGCUACUCUGGAAAUGUUCCCUUCAUGGCCAAUGAGAUACCAGCAAACCCCAAGAGGAAGUUCAAAGUCAGGAGGGGAGAGUACAGAUUCAGGAUCAGCAUUGAACAACAACAAUAUCAAUAACACUCUUUAAAGCAAAGAGGCACAAUUAGAGCCAGAAUCUCCUCUAAGUAAAAAGACAACAUCUUCAUCAGAUCAUCACCAAGCUUUUGAUCAUCAGAAAAGUCUACAACGUCAACAACAGCAGAACAUGGCCACUGAUACCUCAAGAACAGGAGGGCCCACAUCAUCACAAAUUCAAUCAGCUCCCAAACAACCACAAGAAAAGAGGAAGGGACCUGGUUCAACUUUAUCGAAGCCACUUGACGCUAAGACAUUGAGACGCUUAGCUCAAAAUAGAGAGGCUGCAAGAAAAAGCCGUCUGAGAAAGAAGGCUUAUGUGCAACAACUAGAGUCAAGUCGAAUAAAGCUUACUCAGAUUGAACAAGACCUUCAAAGAGCCCGCACGCAGGGAUUAUUUUUGGGUGCUUGCGGUGGUGCCGCCGGCAAUAUCAGCUCAGGGGCUGCAAUUUUUGACAUGGAGUAUGCAAGAUGGCUAGAAGACGACCAGCGACACAUGACGGAGCUCCGAACGGGGCUGCAGGCGCAUCUCCCGGACGGAGACCUCCGAAUGAUAGUCGACGGUUACAUUUCGCAUUACGAUGAAAUUUUCCGGCUCAAGGGUGUGGCUGCAAAGUCUGAUGUGUUUCACCUCAUAACUGGAAUGUGGACCACUCCCGCCGAGCGUUGCUUCCUCUGGAUGGGUGGCUUUAGACCCUCUGAGCUUAUUAAGAUGUUAAUACCGCAGUUAGACCCGCUAACAGAUCAGCAACUGGUGGGGAUAUACAACCUCCAGCACUCGUCACAACAGGCAGAGGAGGCUCUCACACAGGGGUUGGACCAGCUCCAGCAGUCUCUCGUCGACACCAUCGCCGGCGGGCCCGUUGCCGACGGCAUGCAACAGAUGGCUGUCGCCUUGGGCAAGCUCUCCAAUCUUGAAGGAUUUGUUCGUCAGGCUGAUAAUUUGAGGCAGCAAACGCUUCACCAGUUGCGUAGGACAUUGACGGUUCGCCAAGCAGCUCGUUGUUUUCUUGUAAUUGCAGAGUAUUAUGGCCGCUUAAGAGCGCUUAGUUCCCUUUGGGCUUCUCGACCGCGAGAGACCAUGGUUAGUGAUGACACGUCAUGCCAAACGACGAAAGAUUUACAAAUGGUUCAUCAUCAUCAUCAUCAUCAACCUUCACAGAAUCAUUUCUCGUCGUUUUGAUUGGAGAGAUUCAAUCCCACUAGCCAGCAGAGAGAAGCCACGUCAUUGACUAUCUCCUCGAUCGGUUGCUUUCUUUUUGGCUUCUGUUGGAUUUCUUCAUGUUCUGCUUUUUAGAAGGA
Morus notabilis is the source of this 2092-nucleotide messenger RNA. RefSeq names its product transcription factor TGA9. NCBI's taxonomy places the organism in Eukaryota, Viridiplantae, Streptophyta, Magnoliopsida, Rosales, Moraceae. The record is from RefSeq and is a predicted model, not a curated record. The transcript has 12 exons. Gene Ontology annotation, molecular function: DNA-binding transcription factor activity; sequence-specific DNA binding. Gene Ontology annotation, biological process: DNA-templated transcription; regulation of DNA-templated transcription.